Messenger RNA from Pogonomyrmex barbatus (red harvester ant), 5054 nucleotides. It is a transcript of the gene Tdg, whose product is annotated as Thymine DNA glycosylase. Gene Ontology annotation, molecular function: uracil DNA N-glycosylase activity; pyrimidine-specific mismatch base pair DNA N-glycosylase activity; DNA binding. The record is from RefSeq and is a predicted model, not a curated record. Gene Ontology annotation, cellular component: nucleus. Gene Ontology annotation, biological process: base-excision repair, AP site formation. Lineage: Eukaryota; Metazoa; Arthropoda; Insecta; Hymenoptera; Formicidae.
UUACAGAAUGGAUGAAUUGCACGACGUAAAUAGCACUUGCGAAUGAACGUGGAGAAAAAAAGAAGCAACAAGCGUAAUCAAAGACUUUACGCAAUAAUGUCUAUUUAUAAGUUAGGAUAAUUAUAGGGAGUCACAUUCUACUCGAAAAGUUACGAAAGUAUAAGCCAAAAAUUGCAGUAUUUAACGGCAAACUCAUAUACGAAGUGUUUUCGGGAAAGAAGGAGUUCGGCUUUGGAAGACAGCCUAACCUCGUUGACGGAACCAACACGUAUAUGUGGGUUAUGCCCUCGAGCAGCGCGAGGUGUGCUCAACUACCGCGUGCUGCUGACAAGGUGCCAUAUUACGCCGCAUUGAAGAAAUUCCGCGACUACCUGAACGGUACAAUCUCGCAUUUGGACGAAUCGGAUAUCGUAUUUGCUGAUUCGAAGCUCAAGAAAAAAGAACAGGAGGCAAUCGAGGACAAGAAGCCGAUUUUUGCUGACGAUUUGCCCGACGGUGAGAGCCGAAUCACGGAGAUCAACGGUAUGGGAAUAAAGCAGGAAUCAGGCAUGAUACCUGGCAAGAAGAAACGUGGUAGACCAAAAAAGAUCAAGAACCCAGAGGAUCAACCGCCACCAGAUCCUGAAAAAUUGGAUGCGAAUGGCGAGGUUAUCAAAAAGCGACGCGGUCGCCCGAAGAAGAUACAUCAACAGCAAAAACAGUUGGAACGGGAGAAUCGCGAGAGAGAACAACAACAGCAGCAACAACAGCACCAAGCGAUGGGCCAUCUAAAUGAUUAUGGUAACGUGUCGAAUUGCUUUUCACCACCGCUAAUGUCACCUCCGAAAGCGUUUCCGCAUAUGGCGCCGUAUCCGCAGCCACCGAUGAACGAUGGCUUCUUUGGCCAAGGCAUGAAUGAUAAUAGUCCAUACAAUAUGAGCGCGAAGCAAAGUCCAGUGCAUUUGCAGCACUAUAGCCAGAGCCCCAAGUCCAUGUCGUUGUCGUUCACGCAUUCGGACUUGUCGUCAGAGAUUAACACCGCGAUUUCAUCGGAGAACAAUCUCGAGCCAUCACCCUUGACGUCGCCCAGCGUCGAGCAUCCGGACUUUGAGCCACCCACCAGCAUGUCGCAACAAAAUAUGGGUAACGACCACCGUCAGUACAAUCCGGCCGGAGGGCCCGAUCCGACGGGUCACCAUGGCAGUCCCGGCACACCGUCCCACAACAGCUAUGCUAACUACAUGAGUUAUCACGAACAGACGCCAGACGCUCAUAAUCCGCAUCCACAUCAGACAACGCCGACACCUCUUAGCCAGACCGCUGAGGAGCACUCCCAUCACUCGCAUCCAACGCCGCCGCAUCAUCCGCAUACGCCCACUCACACGUCCAUGUCACCGCACCAUCCGCACGAGCAAUACGGCAUCAAGAGGAAUUCCGGCCAGGACGUGGCGUCUAAGAGCCUGAGCGACUUAGAAUCCCUCGUAGACCAGAUCCCGAGCAUAGCUGAUGGCGGCAGUCAACGUUUGCAGCAUUCGCAUCCGGGUAUGCCGGGCGAUGAUAGUCUAGCGGAGAAAAUGGACGCUCAUCAUCAAUCCUAUAUGUCGGGUUUUGGUGGCAUGCCGGCAGGACCAACCGGGAUGACCAAUUACAGUCCACCCUUGCCACCGGGUGGCGGAAUCUAUCCCUCCUCGCUGCAUCAUUCUCCUACUGAUGCGGGUUACGGAGGUAUAUAUGGCAUGAACGGCCGUCAUCAUCAGGACUCUCAACAGCAACAGCAGCAACAACAACAACAUCAACAGCAGCAGCAACAGCAACAGCAGCAACAACAUAGCAAAUCUUAUACAGUAGAGAAUCUCGCCUCUAGCAACUACACACCUAGCAUGAAUCAUAGUCAUCCUGGUAAUUCGUAUCCUAACAUCAUCCCCGGACACUACCCUGUACCGAUGGGCUCGACCAAUGGCUAUCUGUUCGGCGGCAUCGAUGCCGCGUCCAGUCUGAUGCAGCGUACCUACGGAAUCGGUGGGAUGAGCAGUAUGGGCGGCAUGCACCCAUCCGCUGCUCUUGGUCACCCGAUAACAGCCAACCCAUAUCCGUACAAUGGCUCUUACUCGAGCUCGUUCGAUGCUUACCCGGCGCCACCGACGGGCAUACACGCGCCCAGCGCCAAUUAUCCCGGCUACGUCGGCACGGCUGGCGCGGCGCCCAGCACCACCACCACGCCGCCGUCCUACCUCGCACCGUCGCACCACAGACCGCCGGUCGACCUCUCUUACGACGGUGUAUGAUAAUCGAUGUGAGACGCCGUUGUUCAUCACCGUCAACCCACCACCAGGCCCCAAUAAUCCUCUCUCUUUCUGUCUCCCAUCCCGUCUCCUCCUCUCCUCCGCCUGCCGAUCGCCUCCUGUGCGCGUACGCGAGCGACGCACGUAUCCGCCACGUUUAUCUUUUCUACGUAUUUUUACACACACGUCUUUAAGACACGGCUCUCAACGUGUCGGGGUCGCGCGUCGUCCCCCUGCAUCAUCCUCGUUCCAUCGCCCUCGUCAGUUUUCCUUUUUAAGGUUCUACUUCUUCGCGAAUCAUCCCACGAGUCGCUACUUGCAAUCCGCGCGCGAUCUUUCGCCGAUCUAUCUGUCGCGCAGUUUUCUCUUUCCUCCCUCUCUCUUUUGCUCUUUCCGACUCUACGUACUAAACACCCCAGAAUUGGCAGAAAACGAACACGUACAAUUAUGCUCUCAUCGAAGACAUCGAGACUUUGAUAGCAAUAAUGAACUCUUAUCCGAAUUAUUAUCAAGUAAAUUAGUACGUAUUUUAUUUAAGAUUGACAUUACUUUAAGAAUCUGAAGCCCGAUUAAUUGAAAUUAAGAUUUGAAAAAAUUAUGUGGGACAAAAAUGCCUCCGAGGCCACAUAUACGCCACAUUGUAUCUAUAUGGCGUCAAUUUUGGGGCACUGUACGCAGCUGUCAGUUUUUACCCGUUUGUAAUGCGCUCUUUCUGCAUCCUGCUUCUACUUCGUCGCUACGCUUCUCUCACUAUUUUUUUUCUUUUUUUUCUUAUCACGCUCUCGAUACGUGAUUACGCCGUGAAUAAUUACGGGUGCGCGGCUCGGGAAUGGGAAAGCCGCUCGUGAAAUGCAACUACAGCACACGCAACGAAUGAGAAACGUAAGCCUCGGGUAGAUCAGGUUCGCCGAUCGCGUUCUGUACCGAUCCGAUCGCUAAAAUACACUUACACGGACAUGCAUGCCGAUAACCGAUGCAGAUAAAUGACGACCUUAAUGUCAAAUAGAUCGCGAUUAUGAAUUCGGCCGACGUAGCUGAGAUUGGCAUGUAAGCAUGUAAUUGUGUUGUCCUUUUUUUCCUAUAUCGAUCAACAGAUAUUGAUCACCACACCGAUUGCUGCAAGCACAUCUAGCUUUACUUACUUACGCCUAUCAAAAGCGAAUUUCCACAUUUUCGCGUCUCGAAGGGCAUUCAAGAUUGCAAAUGGUAUAGGGAGCGUACAUGUAUCCUGUACUAAUUUGCAAUUAUAAAUUGUUAUCUUCGAAAGUCAAUAAAAAAGCAACGCGUCGACAUCGCCUUACGUCGCGAUGCAUUCAUGGAGUAAAACACGAAGUCCGGAAAAUUAAAUCGGGUAUUGAAACCAGUGUAAUUUCGAUGAGUUCAAGUUCCAGUUGGAGAAAUUAAUGGCUGUAUUUCAUUAUUUUAUUAAAUUUAUCUAUAUAUCAUUGAUUGAUGAGCAUUAGUAUAUGCAAUAUCAUAAUGCAAUAUAAAUUAAGUCUCUAUAACUUUUUUAUUGUUGAUUAAUUGUUGAUGUUAUAAGUUGCUGAAAUUAUUAGAGUAUUAUUAUUUUAUGAAACAAUAAUUUAUAAAAGAUAUAUUAAUACUAUUAUUUAUUGAUAAUGAGAGUGCAAUGAAUUAUAUAAAGUAUAUUUUCAAUCGGAAAUUGAAUUGAUCGAGAUGUACAUUGGUUUCGUCUCGAUAGAAAAUAAGCUAUAAUUGAAAUAUUGACAUUUUUUUACUCAUCGUGUUUGUGUAUUGCAUUGCGACUUAUACUAUUGUUAGGCUGUUGUAUUGUUGUUAUUAUUGUAUUUAAUUAAUUAAUUCUUAUUGAACGCUUGAAAUAACGACAUGUAUUCAUGUCAUCGGAAUAAUCUUAAUAUCGUCUAAGAAACCGAUUCGCUUUUCUUUAUGUGAUGAUGCACGUAAUAUUAUUUCUUAGAACAAUGAUUUAUAUAUCUUUUUUUUAAUUAUUCAAAUUUUGACGCAGGAAUUACCGAAGAAUUCAUUAUGCAUUUCCUCAAAACAAAGGUUAAGGGAUUUAUCUUUUAUAAAUUUAAUUUAAAAAAAAAUCACAUAAGAAAAAGCAAAAAAAAAAUUCAAUUUUUUUAACCUAAUUAUUUAAAGUCGCGGAUCUUGUAACGUUGACUAUGAUUUCUAGCGUUAACUUUAUCUUUCAGAAAUUCCAUUUAGUAAAUGUCUAUGUUUCUUUGUUCACAUUAUUAAGGAUGUCUACUCUUAUUAAGAAUUAAAGCAAACUUAAAUUUAAUGAUGUCAAAAGAAAAUAUUCACGGAUACUAUAAUAUAUGACUGAAUACAUUAUGCAAUAAUUGAAUUAGAUCAUUACCGGCAUGAUGGUACAGCAUCAACGUUGAGCAAUCAUUCUCAUUUCGACCGAGCUGAGCUUAUUAGCGGAAUUUGAAAGUUUCACGUACGCCAAGAAUUUUAUAACUUUCGCUCGGUUGUUUCAUAAUGAGAUAUUACUCAUUGCGAAUUAGUUACUUAUUAUUAGUAUAAUAAGCGUAAAAAUAAUAGAAAGUACACGACAAAUUGUGAACCCAUCGGAAUGACGAAAACCAGAUUAUAACAUUACGUUUUUACAUAUCUUCUGACGUUUAUAAGUCCGUGUUUGUCAUUAUAUCGGUGACAUAGAUCAAGAACACGAUCAUCGAUUAAUCGACUAAAGUACCUUUGCGGUCGGAGCAUCAUCGGUUUUGAAGACGCGAAUCUGCAAUUUGCAUCAACUCGCAUGACCGGAUGUUUUUUUCGUUCGAAUAAAAGAUACGCUACUGUUUA